This is a messenger RNA of Clonostachys rhizophaga, 735 nucleotides long. Lineage: Eukaryota; Fungi; Ascomycota; Sordariomycetes; Hypocreales; Bionectriaceae. The record is from the annotation of a GenBank genome assembly.
AUGACGGACCAGAGUGAACCUGAGAUUAUCCUGUACGAUUUGGGGUCUCUCCAGAACGAGCCUUUCUCUCCCUUGGCCUGGCGCAUCCGCCUGAUGCUCAACUAUAAGGGCAUACCAUACAAGACCGUCUUCCUUGAGUUCCCAGAUAUUGAGCCUACACUGAAGGGAUUCGGCAUACCGCCACACGAAUCGUCAUAUGCCGACUACACUGUGCCGGCGAUCCACCACCUACCAACAAACACGUACUUGAUGGACUCGCCAGCCAUCUCCGAGUUCAUCGAGUCAAAGUACCCGCACCCGCCAGUGCCCCUCACAUCUGAGCUUGGGAUUAAGAUCCAGGAGAAAUUCCGCGACGUGAUCAAUCCGAUCUUCCGCAUUUCGGUCAUGCCCAGCGUCUAUCACAUCAUAUCGCCGCGGGCUCAGAUCUAUUUCAGGAAAAGCCGUGAAACCCUUACCGGAUUGACCUUGGAGGAAUUAGAUGACCCCGUAAAGGCGGAGCAGGCCUGGAAGUCGGCGCAUGGUGACCUGAGUCAACUUAGCGAUUGGACACUCACGCACAAGGAUGACGGGCCAUUUGUGCUGGGUGCCCAGGUGAGCUAUACAGAUUUCUGGAUCAUCGGUAUGCUUGAGUGGGCUAGAGUUGCGAAUCGGGCAGCAUUUGACAAGGUAAUGGCGUAUCCUGGCGUUAAGCGGAUUCACGAGGCGUGCCAGCCGUACAUGAAGAAGAGGGAUUAG